Molecule: messenger RNA, 543 nt
Organism: Funneliformis caledonium
Lineage: Eukaryota; Fungi; Glomeromycota; Glomeromycetes; Glomerales; Glomeraceae
Source: the annotation of a GenBank genome assembly
AUGUUCCGAUUUCAACCCACUCUCAAGAAUCUUUCGUCUACCAGAUUUCUGUACCCUAUUGGUUUUCGUUCGCACGAAUCAAAACCUCUCUCAUCAACUUCAUCCCCCAAGCAAAAAAUAACACUCCCAGAAAUCAAAAAUAAAGAACAUCGUGAUUCGGUUCUUUCGCUAGGAACAAGGAAGGGCGACCAUCAAUACAAUAAGAGUUAUAGAUUUUAUCGUUUGUAUGGGGACAGAGCAUAUAAUUAUUAUACAACCAUAGCAUUAAAUUUAAAAAUUCCCGACGCAAAUCGAACCGUGUUUUUAAAUAUCUAUAAUCAUUUAAUCACAAGAAAAUUUUUGGGUGAGGUAGCAAAAGUUUGUGAAUUAGAUAAAAUGAUCUCUAAAGAGAACAUUGCUGUUGCUGGUUGUUUGGGUGAAAGGAUGGAAGCUUAUUGUUCAGGAAUGUUGCUUAGCGGUAUGAAUGAAGAAAUGAAGAAAUUUGCUUCUGAUGUGGUGGAAUAUUAUUUUGCAAUGAAUAACAAGGAUUAUGAUGAUAAAUAA